AUGUCUUAUACACUCUACGGAUUUGCAAUGUCCUCCUGUACCCAGCGUAUAAGGAGCAUCCUCAACUUCAAGAAGAUCCCCUACACCUAAAAUUCAGUGAACUUCCUCAAGAAAGAGUAGAUGUCAGAAGAGUAUAAAAAAAUACACCCUCGUCAAAUAAUUCCAGCUCUGAUUACUCCAGAAGGACAUACUCUCAUUGAGAGUGUAGCCAUCGCAGAAUACUUAGAGGAGGUACAUCCAGAAAAACCAAUCUUACCCAAAAAUAGGAUUUAAAGGGCUCAAGUCAGAGCCAUCGCCGAGUACAUCAAUUCAUCAAUUCAGCCAUUCCAACAUUUGGGCAUACAACAAUAUAUUAAUUCGCACUCGGAAAAGCAAAUGGAAUGGAAAGAUCAAUGGAUUCACUGGAAUAUGUUGGGUAUCAGCAAUCUAGAAAAGAGCAUCUCAAGAACAAGAGGCAGAUUCAGUGUUGGCGACUAAUUAACAUUAGCAGACAUUAUGAUCUAUUGUCAAGUCGAUUCUGCAUAGACAAGAUUCGGUUUAGACUUUGGAUAAUAUCAUAACAUUAUGAAUAUUUACUUCAAUGUCAACAAUAUCAAAGAAAUCGAAUAAUCAAGAGGAAUCUAUUAAAAAGAUUUCCCUAAAUGAUUAUAAGUGAUUAAUCAAAAAUAACAAGUAUUAUUUUUAU
Messenger RNA from Paramecium tetraurelia, 685 nucleotides. RefSeq lists its product as uncharacterized. Lineage: Eukaryota; Ciliophora; Oligohymenophorea; Peniculida; Parameciidae. Gene Ontology annotation, biological process: glutathione metabolic process; L-phenylalanine catabolic process. The transcript has 2 exons. Gene Ontology annotation, molecular function: maleylacetoacetate isomerase activity; glutathione transferase activity. The record is from RefSeq and is a predicted model, not a curated record. Gene Ontology annotation, cellular component: cytoplasm.